AUGGAUGAGAGUAAACCAUUCAAUCCAAGUGACGACUGUGUUUUUCUACCUGGCGAUUUUCCCAAGCUGAAAAAAAAACAUAUUAGCAAGAAGCUUUUUUUUCAGUUGUUUGAAAAUGUUUGGGCAGAUCCUUGGAUCCAGCCAUUAUUUACAGAGCACUUGCUAAUGCAGAUUCUGCGAAUGUUGAUUGGCUGGCCUAUUGAAGGAGGUGUGAAUAUCUGUAACGAACCAACUCGACGCAUGGCUUUUUCGGUACUCUCAUUACUCAGUGAUCGCUUUGGCACCGAACACGCUUGGCCAGCACUUUGGCCAUAUAAUGGUCAGAGUUCAUCUUAUCCACCAAAAACUUGGCGAAAACUAUCUCAGCCGUAUCAAUCACUUCAGUUUUUGUUUCUCGUUCAAAUCAAUAGUGGAUUAAUGGACUAUGAUGUAUCGCUUGACAUGGUCAGAUCGUUUAAUGACCACGACUCUUUUUUGAAAAUCAAACUUAUAAUGAUGCUUGUUGAAGGACUGAUUACCCACGGAAACUACAAUCAAGUAGAGCACUUUAUUCAGCAGGCUUGUGAAAUAUGGAAGAUGCGACCACCCAUGAGCGUAUACCUGUCAUUGUUUAAAGCAUAUGCUCGAAAACACGAGUUUGGCAAUGCAAAUCGUAUCUUUCUCUACAUUCAGGAAAAAUGGUGGCCACUUCCUAUGAAGAUCUACACGCUAAUGCUUAUGCUAUAUCUCACCGAGCUUCGUGCUCAAGCACGACAUGCCAAGCCACCAUUAAAACCGUUUGAGAUGACUGAUACGGGAGAGUAUUUAAUUCGACCUACACUCCAACUAAGGUAUUACGAUUGGGAUGGUGAAACUGAACAUACCAAUAAAGAUCUGGAGGCUGGCGCGCGAAAGCUAUUGCAGACUAUACAAGAGUCCACGUAUCAAAAGGAUACGCUAUUGUACGAUGUCAUGGUGGAUGUAUAUGCGUGUUUGGGCGAGUUUCCACAAGCAAUAGAAUUGUUUGGCGAAAUGCGAUCUAGUGCAGAUUUCAACCCCAAAAGAGAUACUGCAACCUAUUCCAUCUUGAUUGAAGCGCUAUUCAAGUACAGAUACAAUUCAAACGUACACUCUGAAGUCAAGAGCAACCCAGAUAGGCAGAUGAUUCAUAACAGAAAUGUAUUUCCCAAAUGGCAUGCUAGUAUGAGCGUGCCAGAAACACUACAGUUGCUUUUGUCGGACAUGGCAUUUGUUGGUAUUCAGCUUUCAAUCCACGUGAUGAUGGGCAUUUUGUGGUGGAAUAUGAAACAUUCAUCUCCUCAAUAUGUUCAUGAUAUGAUUGUGUCAAUCAUGUCAAAUCAUAGAGGCAGUGGUGAGCCUGUAUCAAAUUCUACAAUCGGAUAUGAUGAAUUUUCUAAAGGCAUCAAACUAGAUCUGACAUUUUAUGACAUGUGCAUUCGUUGGGCAAUGCAGCAUGGCAAUGCAGUUUUAGUAGAUAUGCUAGUAAAACAUGCAUACCAGAACGGAAUACCACUUUCCAUUCAUGCAAAUUGA
Messenger RNA from Batrachochytrium dendrobatidis JAM81, 1533 nucleotides. RefSeq lists its product as uncharacterized. NCBI's taxonomy places the organism in Eukaryota, Fungi, Chytridiomycota, Chytridiomycetes, Rhizophydiales. The transcript has a single exon. Gene Ontology annotation, molecular function: protein binding. Bases 1 to 1533 code for a protein of 510 amino acids. The record is from RefSeq and is a predicted model, not a curated record.